Messenger RNA from Cucurbita pepo subsp. pepo (vegetable marrow), 2828 nucleotides. The record is from RefSeq and is a predicted model, not a curated record. NCBI's taxonomy places the organism in Eukaryota, Viridiplantae, Streptophyta, Magnoliopsida, Cucurbitales, Cucurbitaceae.
CCCUAAAAGCUCUGAUUUCUCCUACUCUUAGCCGCAACAUGCUAAACACUCCCGUUUUUCUUCCUUUCUCCUUUCGUUUUCUCCCACCUAAUUCACUUUUCUUGACUCACUCUCCGAUCCCAGUCUUUCCGGUGCGAUGUCCAAAUGGUCUUCUGUAAGUUCAGAUUGGUAUCUGCUUUCGACGGCGUUUUAGGUUCCUUUGAGAUGUUCGGCGGCUGCAGUGAAUCGUCUUCUUUUUAUAGUUCGCUGUUGUUAGGGCUUCGGUGAUGGAUGCUCUUGAGUUGAAUUAUCCGGUGGAUGUGGCGGCGCCGAAGCUCAUGGGACCUGACGGCUCUGUUAGAACCGGGAUAAUAAUUGAGGAGGUUGAGUUGUGCGAAGCUGAUCGUGGUUCUGCCCCUCCUAGCUAUUCGUUUCAGCAUUUUAGCUCGUACGGUAGUCAAAAAGUUGGGACGAGCUCUAUCAAUGAUUUGGGUUCUGUUUCUUUGGAUGAGAUCCCUGAUGGGGCAGUUUCUAAGGAUGGUGAAGAUACACCUGAAGAUUUUGAGAGUAGGAACAAAAGAAGUCAUUUGUCCACUUCAAGUCCAGGAGUACAGCAACGUAAAUCGUUAAAGGUCUCAAGGAGUAGUAGCAGUAGUUUAUGUUCUAAGAGGCGUUUGGUUCAAUUGGAAGAUUCUUUAUUACUAAGUGGGGCUGAUGAAGUAAAAGAUACGUCUGACAAGCUUGGAUCAUAUCUUAAAAAGUGCGGCUCUCAUGAGAAGCCUCAAUUGAUGAAACAGAAAAGCAGCGUAAGCAGCAAGCGGGGUGAUAAGAGAAAUCUCAAAGUGUCAUUGAAGACCAAAUUUGAUUCACUCCCUAUAAAUGCUGGAAAUGGCUCAGCUACCGCAGGGUGCAUUUUUUUCGGACUAUAUGGGCUGAAAUCAGAUGUUCAUGAUUUCACAAAGCUUACGGAUGAUCCACCGCUGAAUGGUCUUCUUGAUGGCAGUUAUGACUAUUCUAGUUUAAGUAAAGCCAAAGGUAAAAAAGACACAAAUGUAAAUGAAUGUUUUCUGCAGUCAAUUAGAAAAGCUUGUUCUGUUCUUCAGCUCCCAUGGCCCGUCCGUCCACAAAAUACUGCGGAGUCAGAGAGUUGUUCUAAUAGCAAACCAUCCACAAGUCUAGUUAGUUCUGUUUCAAGCAUGGAAGAAGGGGUGAAUUUUGAUGCAAAAGAACUUAGUACAACAGAUGCACCUUCAUUAAGCAAGGUGCAAGAUGCUUGUAGCAAUUCUGAAACUUUGACCAACGUACUUGAUUUUAAGUUGUACAAACCAGAUGACAUGUUUGUGAAAUUGGGCCUUCCUCUACCAAAGGAUUUGGAAUCUUUGCUUCAGGAUGCCAGCAAGUCCUCUGUAUCUUCAAAGAAUGCGACAGAUUUGCGUUCAGCAAAGCAACAAUCUCGUCGAGCAAUCUUGCAACCAUUUCCGUGGUCACAUUCUUUUAAUGGGCACUCUAAAGCAAAUUCUGAUUCAUCCAAGUUUUCUGCAAAUAGAACCACAUGUACCGGUAGGUGGUGGCGAGUCGGAAACUUUGCCAAUAUCCCCACUGCUACUGCUGAUUGUUUUACAAAAAACUUGGAAUCAUUGACUUUUAACCAGAGUUUAUUUCCUUCAACAAUGAGAGUUGGUCCUGAUGAUGGAAAGUCCUCCUCUGUAUCUGUUAAUCAUCAUCAAAGUGGAUGGGAUUCCCUGUCUUCUGCAACUUGUUCGAAAGCUUCCUCUAUGCUUGUGGAUUUUCGAGGGAAGAUGAAUCGUGAGGCAAAUGGAACCAAAAAGAAUCCACUGAAGGAAGAUGCUUAUUGAAGAGCUGAGGGAGAGAAAGAUUGAUCUUGAGAGAGAAAAGUAAGAGAGAGGAAAGUGAGAUGAGGAAGAGAAGUCCUUAAGGAGUAAUCUGGGUCUGUAGUUAUAAACGAGAAGUUUUUUCAGAAGUUCAGUAGUUGAAGAAAGUGCUUUGCUAGUCUGAGAAUUUUUGGCAAGUACAGAGAAGCCUGCUCUAGAAAACAUUAAGCGUUUUAGAGGAAACUAAAUCAAAUCCCUUGCAUUUAUUUGUUAUGCAUAAUUCAGAAAUGUAUAAAACUUGGAUUCUUAAUCUCCCUAGAGCUAUGAGUACGAACUCGUUAGUUUGGCUAGUGUGUCCAUGUCUAACACAUUUUAGACACUUCAACACUUCUAACACUUCGACAUUUGUUGGAUAUGUAUCAGAUACUUUUUAGCACAAUAGUUAUGUGUUAGACUUUGGUACAAAAUCAAUAUGAGUUCUAUAUUUGUCCGACACUUAUCGAACACUUAUUAAGUAUACUAAAUAGACACAGGAAAAAAAUCAUUAAGUUUGAGAGUAAGACAUAUCAAACUCAUUUAUUUAAUCAUAUGAAUGCCUUAACUACUUUGGAUUUCUUUAGACACCUAUCGUACACUUCUAAAGUAUACUAAAUACACAUAUAAGACGAUAAUCAUUAAAUUUGAGAGUGAGAUACAUUGAACUCAUUUAUUUAAUCUUAUAAAUGUCUUAACUUAUUGACUUUGGAUUUCUUUAUUUAACGUAUCCUUGAUGUGUCUAUGUCAUAAUUUUUUUUAAAUAAUGAUGUGUUUCGUGUGAUGUCAUAUCCACGUCCUGUUCUUCUUAGCGAUAGAGAACUGUAGAUAUAAUGUACGUCUCUCAAACAUUAAGCCACUUUCCUAAUCUUUUUUGCGAAUGCUAUCUCGCUGCAGCUUGAAACUUUAUGAAUUUUGUUGUGUCAUUUGCAUGCAACUAAAGCAUAAUUGAAUUUUUUGUCUUCGGCUAUUGAUAUUGCUUCU